Messenger RNA from Nicrophorus vespilloides, 3686 nucleotides. It is a transcript of the gene Hcs, whose product is annotated as biotin--protein ligase. Gene Ontology annotation, cellular component: cytoplasm. Gene Ontology annotation, molecular function: biotin--[biotin carboxyl-carrier protein] ligase activity. The record is from RefSeq and is a predicted model, not a curated record. Bases 237 to 3089 code for a protein of 950 amino acids. Lineage: Eukaryota; Metazoa; Arthropoda; Insecta; Coleoptera; Silphidae. Gene Ontology annotation, biological process: protein modification process. The transcript is spliced from 13 exons.
CGACGCGGACCGAUACUAUUUUGCGUGUGAUUUGUGCUGCAGUCGGUGUUGUUUACAUUUAGUGAUAAGACGUCCUCUUAUCGAGAGGAUCUGUAUGAAAUCUGUUGACCCAGAACUGAGAGAAGUAGAAAAUCCUUUGGACCAAAUUAUAAUUAGUAUUGGAUCGUUGGAAGAAGAUUGUUCCAACACCUCUGAUGUCCUGGUAGAAGAUAUGCAAACGCGUUCGUAAAUCGAGGAUGUUCUUGACGAUUUGUUACAUGUACGCUACAUUCGUGCAGUGGUGGCGUUUGGGGGCUUUGAAGACUAAACUGAACGGCACCCUCAGCCCUCAGAAUGCCCUUCUCCUCUGUCAUCCAUCUGGGCGAGUGCAGAAGCGUUGCUUGGAGAAUCUACUCUUCCAAAAUGGAAAUCGCACCGCGUGCACCGUCGUGCCUAAACAAACAAUUAACUUAGGGCAGUGGCUUUUGUUGCCCAGAGACUUAAAAUAUUUCCCUAUACAUUUCACGAGAGGAGGACCUUUCGAAACCCCCAAAUUGUACAUAUUAAUUCAAGCAUGUCUGGAUAUAUACAAACCACAUGUUGCACAACUGUUGCAGUUGGAAAAAUUUGGCGAUUUAGUUGCGUGGCGAGUGAACGAGAAUUUAGAAAUAAUCGUGAAGAGCGAUUUGAAUCAUCUAACAAGAUUAUUGAAUUGCUUCACAUACAAUUGCCUGGACAUGAACCACGAAUUGUCAGUGCUGUCUGUAGAAACCAUCGAAGUUGAAGGACAUCCUGUGAAAGUGAAAUACUUGAAGAAGUUCAAUUCGAAGAACAAAAUCAAAUACAGCUACGCACCAGGUGAUUGGAAGAAAUUCAUCGACAGUAUAAAAAACCUUUAUAGCAAAUUGACUGAAUCCACAAAUCCAAAGAUAAUGAUUGAAAACGGCACUAAAGGCGAGGAGAAGAAAGUGCCUGUAUCUGAAGUGAAACCUAUCAAGAAGAGUUCAAAUAAAAACACUUUAGACGUGGCCGCUGCAAGCGGCCACAAAAAGCAUAAGUCUGAUGAUAAAAAGAGUCGAACCACCAAGGUUCAUAAAGAGGCUGAAAAAGAGGUGAAGAUUAAGAUUACGGAGGAUACCGAACCGAUAAAGGAAGACGCAACUGAUGGGAAAAUUGCGGAAGAAGUUAAUAAAAAGAAAGUUCAAGAUGAGUCUAAUACAGCGAUAAAGGCUGCAGGAGAUGUUAAAACUGAGAAGAGGAAAGUUGAAGCGUCGCAUGAAAUUAAGAAGACGUAUUCCGAGGUGGCUCAGGCGAGGAAUUUGCAGAGGCAGGAUGCGACGAGAUCAAAGGAAACCUCUCCAAACAGAGUUGUUAAACCGCCCAAUAUAUUGGUAUAUGCGGAUAGUCAGGUUGCCAAAGAGAAUGUUAAAAGUGUGCUGAAGAAUAUGAUCAAUAAGGAGAAAUACACGGUUUACGAUUUACCCUUAAACACGAAGACUAAUUUCUGGGAUACAUCCACCAGUUUGGUUAUAGUCUGCGGAAACGUCGAACCAGAUUUGACGCCGCACCUGUUGGAGUAUCUGCUGAGCGGAGGACAACUUCUUUGCCUUUGCAGCGAUCUUCUGUAUUCAGUACUUCAGACCUAUUCAACUGCGGAAGUUAGAGAACUCGAGCUGGUUCGUUUCAGUUACGGCCAAUGGAAGAACGUCAAGAUGAUGCACCAUAUAUUCUGUUAUCAGGCUUCUCCAGCCAAGAAGCAGUUCUCCAAAGAUUCGGAUCAAUCCAAUCACAGCAAUGGUUCAAGUCCAGUAGCGCCGAGAACACCGUCGACCGUCGAAAUCCAGCACAAUUCCAAAAAUUACACGAUCCAAGUGCAAGUGCUCGGAGCUGAAGAAACAUGGCAGACUCCGAGUCUCCUCUUGGCAACUGUCAAAGGUGGCAGCGGAAAAGCUAUAUUUUCUCAGGUCCAUUUAGAAGUUGAUCCAACGCAGUAUCAAGAUGAUGAGAGCAAGUACAGUGCUUUGCGAGAUAGCGACACGGCUCGUUUGGAAAUCUUAAAAGACAUUCUCUCAAAACAAUUGGAAAUCGAUUGCCGUAAUUCUCAGGAUAAUAUCAAAUACACUCCGGCUUACUUUUUGGGACGAUUCGAGACCAAAAAGGAUCUCUUCAAUUGCACCGAAAGCAUCGUGAAUAACACUCUGUCGACGGAUGGUAUUCAGGUGGUUUUCUGCAAUAAAGAUGAUGAUCCGGGCGCAUCCACCUCGACGAGACUUCCGGUGCUCAUACACAGCUGCCCUUCCAGAUUCUCCACCGUAGCUUAUUACGAGGCUCUACGCACCAAACACUUGGGAAGGUUAAUGAUAUACGCCGACGUUCUCACGAGUUCCCAAAGACUCCUGAAAGAAAAACUGACACACGGACUUGUCGUUGUUGCCAGACAACAAACGGAAGGAAAAGGUCGUUCAAAUAACGAAUGGUUAAGUCCCGAAGGAUGCGCAAUGUUUUCUCUACAAUUGCACGUGCCGUUGAAUUCGGUUUUAGGGAAUGCCCUGCCGCUUCUGCAGCAUCUAGUUAUGGUGGCUAUUGUUUCAGCAUUGAAAUCGAUUCCAGAAUUUAAGAAAAUGGAUCUGGGAUUGAAGUGGCCCAAUGAUCUCUACGCACAUUCCAGUAUCAAAAUUGGAGGAUUAGUUAUAGCUUCCACAGUUGAAGAAAAGCAGGCUGUAGUUAAUAUAGGUUGCGGCAUUAAUUUGAGUAACUCAGAACCAACGUUGUGUAUAAACGAUCUCAUUACGUCGUUGGGCGUUAGAAAAUCCUUGGCUUUGGAAGAUUUCCUAGCGAUUGUGUUCAAUGAAAUCGAACGGAUUUAUGAGACUGUGCAGGAAGGAAACUUGGAUUACUUGUACGAGCUCUAUUAUGAUCAUUGGCUGCAUAACGAUGCCAUAAUUACUGUUAGUACGAAUGAAGGUUUUAGCAGAGAGGUGAAAGUAAUUGGAAUCGAUCAAUACGGUUACCUGAAAGUCAAAGGCGAUGAUGGAACGAUCAGCAGUGUUCAACCUGAUGGAAACAGCUUCGAUAUGUUGAGGGGAUUGAUCGCCCCGAAGAUAUGUUAAUACGUGUGUCAAACUUAAAUUAUGUCCUAUUGGACUGUAACAUUCCAAAGUUUAUAUUUAUAAGUGUCGCGGACUUUUUUUUUAAGAGAUAUUUUUUAUAUGUAAUUACAAAAUAAUUUUAUAUGUUUUUAGUUUUUUGUAGAUUCGAAUUGUAAUUUAUCUCACUCUGACUCUUGUUAAACUUGUGCUACUUUAUCUCUCUAUAUUUAUUAUUUAUUUGAAUCACAUUUUAUUUGGGGAAAUUCAUUGAUCAAUUAGUCAUUAAACUCAAUAUAAUUGAUUAAAUUUUGUCUAGAUGUGAAAAGUUUAAAAGAAAUUCUCAGAUACACGCAAAAUUUUCACGUAAGUUCAAUUACAAAAUGAGUAAGUCUAUGGAAAUAUGUAGUCAUGUGUGUGUUGCUUUCAAUCUUGCCAAAACCAAACUUAUUGCUAAUACUUGAAGCAGCAAAACAAACUUGACAUUCCUCCGUCUUCCUUCUUAAACAUUGUUAUUUUUUCUUGGUUUCUAUAUCAUAGCAUAUCUUGAGUCAAUUACGCUUGGAGAUAUUGAUACUAAAUAUAAAAUACUCGAUUUGUCGUGUGUCUAUAAUUAUAUUU